UCGAACUCUCCUGACACACACGCACACAGCGGCAGAGUUGGAAGCAAAGGUAAACCGCGCGCACAGUGCGUUAUAGUUGUGUUGUCGCAGCUCCGGCAUCAGUAAAUAUGACAGGAGAUAAGUUUCCGGGCUGAGCCGGGCUGGUUGGCAGCGGUCGUCACAUUCUUGGAGAGACGAAGCAGCCGGGACGUCGAGGAGUCGUGGGACAGUCCGUGUUUACUGGGGAAAUAACUGCUCCUCUACACAUACGGUGUUUGGAAACACGGCGGCGGCGGCGGCAGGAACAGGGCGAGUGCGUGAGUGGUCCGGCGGCGGUCCCGCUGCUAGCGAAACAUGAACAAAAACCACCGAGUGCCGAGCAACCGUUCACUGAGCGCCGUGGAGGUGAAGAGCAAGUUUGGUGCAGAGUUCCGUCGUUUCUCUCUGGAUCGGUCAAAGCCGGGCCGAUUCGAUGAGUUCUAUGGCCUCCUGCAGCACGUGCACCGCAUCCCCAACGUGGAGUUGCUGGUGGGCUAUGCUGACGUGCACGGCGACCUGCUGCCCAUCAACAACGAUGACAACUACCACAAGGCCAUCUCCACUGCCAGCCCUCUACUCAGGCUGUUCCUGCAGAGGAAAGAGGAAGCUGAUUACAACCCUUUUGGCACGGACUCGCUGACCAGGAAGAAAAACACAGUGCUUUCUGCUGUUCUCCUGCGGCCUGACGCCAACAGGAAGAAACCACCGGUCAUCAUCAGCCUCCCUAAGGACUUCCGCCCUGUGUCUUCCAUUAUCGACGUGGACAUCCUCCCAGAGACGCACCGACGUGUUCGCCUGUACAAGCACGGCCAGGAAAAACCAUUGGGCUUCUACAUCCGCGAUGGCUCCAGCGUACGGGUCACUCCACAAGGCCUGGAGAAGGUCCCAGGGAUAUUCAUCUCUCGCAUGGUGCCUGGCGGGCUGGCGGAGAGCACCGGUCUGCUUGCGGUUAAUGAUGAGGUGCUGGAGGUGAACGGUAUCGAGGUGGGUGGGAAGUCUCUGGACCAGGUGACAGACAUGAUGAUCGCCAACAGCCACAACCUCAUUAUCACAGUGAAGCCUGCCAACCAGCGGAACAAUGUUGUUCGCAGCGGAGGAGGAGGAGGUGCGGCCUCUGGUAGCUCAGGACGCUCGUCAGACAGUGGGGCCAGCUACUAUGGUUACUCAUCACAUGGUGGUGUCGGUGCGUUAGCCUCCAUGCCAUCGCACAUCAUCCAGAACUUCCCCGUCGGGGAGCUGGAGAGCGACGAGGAUGACGAGGACCUGGUGAUCGAGGUGGGAGGCGAGGCAGAGCCAAUCAGACGCACGCCCUCCAACUACAGCAUGCCCUCGCUGCUUCGGUACGAGCCGCACCUCAACCUCCGCACUGUCACCACCUCCGCCUCUGCUCAUUCCAUCAACGCCAACGGGACCCUGCCGGCCAGUGGCAGCAGUGGAUCACUAAGCUACGCCAACGCCCCUUCGACCACGCCAUCGCCAGACAGAGCUGUGGAGAGGCGGAGCCUGGAGGAAGAUGGCACUGUUAUAACUCUGUAGACUCCACAUUCGCACACAAAACACUGGAAACAAAUACACAAGAGAAACAAACACUCAAAUACUUCCACACACACUGGGGGGGAGCCAUGGACUGGCAGUUCAAACCCGGGACUUGGUGUUCCAUCAUACUGUGACUGUAACUGAGAAGCACAAUAAUGCGUGUGCAUAUUAAAUCUGACAGCUAAUUGUUUGUACAUCCGAACAUUUACGCAUCACACACUGCACCUCUACAUGCCAAUUACUAUGCAUGUGUGCCAUAGUGGUGACCCCCCCCCCCCCCCCCGAGUUCUUCAUGCACAGAAUUGUCAGAGAAAGAAGUGAAGAAGACAGUGUAGUUACUUCUACCUUACUCUCCACUUUAUUUUUAAACCACUAGGAGCACUUGUUUUUAACCCAAAAACUGUAUUUAUGCUGAAUGUCCACUAGAGGGCAUUCUAGUCUCUUUCUCUCUCCCAUUUCUUCUCAUCAGUCCCAUGAAUACAGUAGAUGAAGGUAAAAGUCCUGAGAACAAGUCAGGUUCCAUAACAGACACAGAUUUUAACUCAAGCAUUCGUUGACAAUCUGGUGCUGGGUUUAUGCUUAGUGUUUUUUGCCUUUUCACCCCACACAUCUACCCCUGCACCACACUACUUCUACCUGCCUUACAUGCUCCCUUCCCCCAGGUGAUCACAUUGCUCAACGGUUGCAGUACUGUCCACAGAAUUCGUUGCCCAACAAUCGACCAGUUAUUGAGAUCUGUAAUAAGAGUGACAUUUUUAUUCGAGGAUAGACCGCUAAAACAAAAAAACAAAAAACAAGUCUGGGCUUUUUGUUUCGGCUCAGAUGGUUUUAACAACUUCUCCUCUCUACCUGCUGCGUUAAUGACUGAAUGGUUGGUGUUUUUUUAAUAAUUCUACCCCUGUGAUUUAUAUCAUUUGACUAUUUUCUUUCUGUUUAUUUUUUUGAAUAUAGGAUCCUUGUAUUUUACAAGAAUCCUCCAGCAUGACCAUAUUCCAUAUGUUUGCGCGUCAGUCACUCACAUAAAAUUGCUCCUACCUGGGAAUGGGACAUGUUAUAAUUAGUUUUCUUAACAUUGCAGUCUUUUUUCCUUUCCAUGACAAGGGCUAUUUCCCCUGCUGCAUGUGUACAAAUGUCAAAAUGUGAGUGUGAUUUUAUUUUGUUUGUUUGUUCUCUUCCCCUUCAGUUCUGUCUGGACCACAACACAAUAUAUCUAAUCCCAGUGCUGUAAAGUAUAUUUAUCUCUGUCUGUCCAGGCCCUGAGAUCACUUGGAUGUGUCCUGAGACAUUCACAUAUGAAAAGUGUUCUCUCCAGUGUUUCUGCUCCAUUUUCUUAAAAACUCUCUAUAUAUAUCGUUAUUCCUAUUGAACUCAAUUAAUUACACUCUAUGAGCAAAUGCUUGAUAUUGACUUUGGGCCUAGAUGGCACAGCUAUAGUUGGACUGCAACACUAAUAGCAAACACAACCUCAGACAUGAGUGGUACACGGUGAGAAUAGAUGAACUGCCUGUAUCUCAAAGUGAACCCUGGUUAGAUUGAGGCAUGAAACACACACACAUGCAGGUACACUGGGCACAAACUGAUUCACUUCCUGUAUUUGUUGAAGGUGCGGCAGGUCUGCCUCAUUUACAGCAGGUCUUAGCCCUUGUGUGCAUUUGGCAUUCCAAUUGAAGCGAGGCUGUAUUGAGCUUCCUCUCAACACAAAAACACAAGAUCAGCCCCAAGUGUAAGAAUCCUUCAAAGUUCAUCGUUUUUUGUUUUAAAGCUGCAGUCGAAAAAUGUUUUCAAAUAGUGUUUGAAAAUUAAUUUCAACCUUUGAGGGAAGUUUGUGGCUUUGGGGCUGUAUAAAUGCAAUUGAUUCGACUUGACUUGCAAAAAUUUGGGUUGUGGAGUUGUAUAUGAAUUCACCAACAAACGUUCACACAGCAGCUUUAAAUUGCGUAUGAGGGCUUUUCUGUGUUCUUGAACACAUCCCACAGAAAGGAGUCGGAGUUCGUUUACCUCUCGUUUGUGAAGCAGCUCACCAACACUUAUUCGGUGUAAAUAUCCAUUACCGUAACAGACUGCUGUCCGCUGCCUCCCUGAAGUUAGAGCAGAUGGUCUAUUAUUAAUUAAGGCAAUAUCGUUAUCAUUAUUGCUCACUGAAACAUUGUUGACUUGCACAGUCUCUUUCAGUGAUGCCUAUUGGUUUCACCUGAGCCAAUAUGCUCUCGUAAUACCCAUAUAAUCACCAUCCAUUAAUGUUUAUCACUUUUAGUUGUGUUUGCUGUUUUAAAUAUCUGAUGAGCCUGUCACACUGAAUAUAUAUAUGACUGGAAAACAACACACGUGCGUCCGCCAUUGUAUUUCAAACUAAAUUAACCAGGUACUGUCUUUUUGGGCUUUUUAUAGUAGAGUGGGUGAUGGUGUGAUCCUGGCGUCUUUCAUUCCCCACAGUAAACACAGUGAUGAAUGGUUCUCUGAACGGAAGAUUUUUUAAGAAAUCAAUGUUAAUUUAUUUUCUAUCUCUACUUAAACCACAGGACACUGGGAUUGUAACCAUGGCGGCAUUCGUUAUUUAUUCUCUAAUCAUGUGUUUGCAUAUUGUCUUUCACUGUACACAUUGUACGACUUUAUUUUUUUAUAACUUGUAUGUUUUUGUUCAUUCGUGAUUGUUGUUUUUGGCCAUACAUCUCAUGGUACAGUACAGUAGAUGUCAUUGCCCAUUAGGUGACGAUUUCAAUAGGUGAUUUCACUGUUCUGGCUAAAGCAAGAGGAGAAUCCGACACACAUAUAAGACAUGACACUAUUAUUAUCUUCUUUUUUUCCCCAUACUGUGAAUUAUAAUUAUUAUUUGUGUGAAAAAAAACAGUUGUAUUAGCACAACCUCAAAAGAAGUGACUUUUUUUUUAAGUGAUUGAGCGAUGUUUUUUUUUUGCUUGCCAGAUAAAUCCUAUGGUAUAGAUUUGUAAUGAAGAUUGUCAGUAUUUUCAUAUCGAUGCUAUAUAUGAUGUACAUUUUUAUCACAUUUAAUGAAAAAAAUGUUUUAAAAUUCAACUGGAGAUGUAUGAAUAAAUAGAUGUACACCUGUAAUUUCUGAUUUAAGGAGCUGGAUAAAAUAAACUAAUGUGUAGCGA
Molecule: messenger RNA, 4667 nt
Organism: Scophthalmus maximus (turbot)
Lineage: Eukaryota; Metazoa; Chordata; Actinopteri; Pleuronectiformes; Scophthalmidae
Gene: pard6b
Product: par-6 partitioning defective 6 homolog beta (C. elegans)
Exons: 3
Coding region: 334-1554 (406 amino acids)
Biological process (GO): regulation of cellular localization; establishment or maintenance of cell polarity; centrosome cycle
Cellular component (GO): nucleus; apical plasma membrane; cell cortex
Molecular function (GO): protein kinase C binding
Source: RefSeq, a predicted model, not a curated record